AUGAAGGCAAUUGUUCAGAGUAAAAAUGUUAUCUAUUACAUGAAACAAUUCUUUCUGCUUCACAUUUUUAUACAUUUCAUUACUAUAUCAUCAAGUAUACAUGGACGAAUACCAAGGCUUCAGGUGUAUUCAACAGAGUUUAGUAUUGAUGAAAAUUGUAAAAUCGGUACAGAAAUUGGUACAAUAAAUUCAAUCGUACUACCGAACUCUAUGUCUUCAUCAAUAACACAUUCGUCUUCAAAUGAAUUCGGACAAAUUAUAGCGUUAAACUACAAACUGGGUUCACCUUCAACAUUGUUUAGUGUGGAUGAACGUAAAGGUAUAUUGGUUACUAAAGCUGAUAUAGAUGCAGAAGCGUUAUGCUCCUACGUGACGACCCUCAGUCCUGAUCAUACAAAUAACAAUGAUGAAGCAGAUUUGAUGUCGGAACCUGGUAAAUCUAAGAAUAAUCGUAGUAAAACUAUACCAGUAGUGGAUCAAAUCAAAUGUAAUAGCUCUGGUGAUUUAACGGUACAUUUUGAUGUUAAUGCUGUACAAAUUGAUGGAAGUCUUCGAGCAGUUCAUCAUAUCAUUGUUCGUAUACAUGAUCUUAAUGACAAUGGACCAAAGUUUGAUCAAAUUAGAUGGCAUAAACGUUUAAAAGAGGCACUUUAUCGAGCCGGUAGGAGAAUUGAUCUACCAAAAGCUAGAGAUAUUGAUAUACUUGCUGAACAUAGUAGAAUAAAUUAUCGACUUGAAUCAUGGCAUAAUGAUGGAUCCAGUUCAAUUAUUCCUUUCAAAAGUCCUUUUAAACUGGAAGUAAGUAAUUCAGGUCAACCUGGCUUAAUAUUGACCGAAGAUUUGGAUGCAGAAAUGGAAACGAGACAUAGGUUUGUCUUAGUUGCUUACAGUCCGAAUGUUAUUGAUUCAAAGAACGCAUUGAAUGGUCAAACAAUCUCACGUGAAUCUCGUCUGGAAAUUGAUAUUGAAGUAGCAGAUAUGAAUGAUAACGAACCCAGAUUCUCAUUUACUGUAUAUAAUAUCAGUGUAGCUGAAAAUACAUCAGUUGGGACUGUCAUUUAUGAACUUGUGGCUCAUGAUCCAGAUAGUACAUCUAAACUUACAUAUACAAUGGCUUCUUCAUUAGAAUAUCAAGUGAUGUCAAGUACAUUUCAUAUUGAAGCUGAUGGACAUGUUAGACUACACAGUGGUUUAGAUUAUGAAUUACGUCAUAUUUAUUCAAUUCCAGUUGAGGUUACUGAUGGAGAAUUCUCUGCUCGUACUACAUUGAAUGUUCAAGUAUUAGAUGUUAAUGAUGAACCACCAGCAUUUGAAUUAAAUCCUAAACAAUUAAUCGCUGAUGAAAAUUCUCCACCUGGAAAAUUAAUUGGACGAGUGCGAAUACGUGAUCCUGACAGUCCUAGUGUAAAUGGACUUGUUGAAUGUUCAGAGCCACCAGGAUUGAUUCGUCGUCAGGCACUUCAUUUUUUACCUGAUCCAACUGUUAAUCCAAGUGCAGAAGUUUACGAUCUAACUACCAGAAUCAUGCUUGAUAGAGAAGAUCCUGAGAAUCCUAUACCCGGUCACCUAAUCAUAUAUUUAAUUUGUUCAGAUGGUGCUUUAAGCUCUGGUGGAAUGAUAUCACAUAACUCUGAUAGUAAAAUACGUUUGACAUCAACAAUGACAGCAACUUUAUCCAUACGAGACGUAAAUGACCACAAACCAAUUUUUGAAAAUUCAUUUAUCAUAUUACAAAUUAGAGCUCAUGAUUCAGACGACGGAGAAAAUGCUAGAAUCACGUAUUCUCUGUUGGAUAGAGCUAACUUCAAAGUAGAUUCUUUAACAGGUUGGAUUACUCCAAAUGUAAUAUUUGAUCGUGAAAUACGUGAUUCAUAUCAAGUCACAGCGAUUGCAUUGGAUAAUGGAAAACCUCGUUUAUCGUCGUCUGUUUUAAUCAAUAUAACUGUCUUGGAUGUCAACGACCACAGUCCAGUCUUGGCGUCAUAUGAAGCCGAUGAGUCUCUUUUAAAAACCAAUGAUCUACCUAUAGGACGUUUUGGUUUGAAAACUUAUUUAUUGUGA
Messenger RNA from Schistosoma mattheei, 2061 nucleotides. The record is from the annotation of a GenBank genome assembly. NCBI's taxonomy places the organism in Eukaryota, Metazoa, Platyhelminthes, Trematoda, Strigeidida, Schistosomatidae.